Messenger RNA from Pestalotiopsis fici W106-1, 690 nucleotides. RefSeq lists its product as uncharacterized. Gene Ontology annotation, molecular function: acyltransferase activity, transferring groups other than amino-acyl groups. The record is from RefSeq and is a predicted model, not a curated record. The transcript has a single exon. The coding region runs from base 1 to 690 and encodes 229 amino acids. Lineage: Eukaryota; Fungi; Ascomycota; Sordariomycetes; Amphisphaeriales; Sporocadaceae.
AUGGAGGCAAUGGAGGCAGCGUUUUCCGGCGCCUUCAAGACCAAACGCCUAGUCUUCCGCGCCAUUGAGGAAACAGAGGCACACAAGGACUGGAUCUUCAAGAAUCUCUGGAACGACCCCGUCAACUUUGGUCUGGCCACUCCCUGUGUUUUCACCCCGCAGAGCCGAAAGGGCUUCAACAAGGAUUUCGAAAGCAUCAUGAAUAAUACCCUGGUUGCCGUCUUCAUCUGUCUCCCGGCACAAAAGGCCGGAGACCAAGGGGCCAAGCAAUCCGAUGAAGCCGACGAGAAAGGUGAAAAGACGGAAGACGAGGAAGACACCAAGAUUGGCAUGCUUGUUAUGAACAAGUUUGCCAACCUUACGUUCCGAAGGCGCACGGGCAUUGGUAUCCAGAUCAUCGAGGAGCACCAGAACAAGGGCUACGGCCGAGAGGCCAUCAAUUGGGCAGUGGACUGGGCCUUUACCUUUGGGGAUAUGCAUAGGGUCGAUAUUGGCACUGUAUCCUAUAACAAGAGGGCGGCGGCCUUGUACGAAAGUAUUGGCUUCAAGCCGGAAGGAGUCAAGAGAGAGACGGUCUUUAUGAACAGGCAGUGGUACGAUUUAAUUGACUUUGGCAUGUUGGUACAUGAAUGGGAAAAGUUGAGAGGACUGGAUGGGAGUGAACAUGGAAGAACGGAACUGGCCAAGUGA